Messenger RNA from Thyridium curvatum, 2373 nucleotides. RefSeq lists its product as uncharacterized. The transcript is spliced from 4 exons. NCBI's taxonomy places the organism in Eukaryota, Fungi, Ascomycota, Sordariomycetes, Thyridiales, Thyridiaceae. The record is from RefSeq and is a predicted model, not a curated record. Bases 1 to 2373 code for a protein of 790 amino acids.
AUGCCGUCGUCCCCAGCCUCGUCGGUCUGCGAUCAGCACCCGUGCGACCCUUUGCCGAUGCCGCUGCUUCAAAACGAGAGCCCGCUGGCCGAGGUCGAGGCCGAGGUCGAGGCCGAGGUCGAGGCCGAGGUCGAGGCCGCCUCUCAUCCGCAUCAGAAGCCACCUUCCCCGGAAUUGAAGCCUCAGGAUCAGGAGGAAAAUGACUCCAACCAAGGCUCGAGCGAAGCACUGGAGUCCCCAAGUCUCAUUCGACUGUCGAGUUGGACCCGCCGCGAUUUCCGGCAAGUCGAAGACGCUGAGACUGGCGUGCCGAUAUUUGCGGCAAGUGAAAAAAAUGCGCGCCUACGGGAAGAUGUCCUGGAACGCCUCGACGUGAUCCUCGGCCGCCGAGAGCAGCGGCAACCCCUCUUGAAACAAACUGGCCCAUACAGGCACCCCAUCUUUCUGCAAACCUUCAACAAUCCCGGUCGCUAUAUCUACCUCCUCAUGACAGGAUAUGACCAGAUCGACCUGCCGACCAUGAAGCAUAUGUCACCCCCCGACGGCGGCCCUUAUAACCCUCAUUUGCUUCGUCUUGACCGGAGCCUGUACGAUUUCAGCGCUGCGAGAGCCCGCGUGGUCCCGGCCGUCGUCACUCUCAUAGGCCGUCUGGAGAUGCUCGACCUGGAGGCGCCACCAGAGUAUGGAGAAGAUGAAACUGAUGGAAGACAGGAGUUCUUUACUACAUCCUACACGGUCGCCGUCAAUACCGAGGCCUCCAGCCCAGAGAGAGGCUCCGUCUGGAUCCUCUCCAACAAUUCUGAUCGCUGCGCUCUCUCCACAGAGCACAAGAAGUUGAUGUACUGGCUGAAGAAGCACGAUAAAUGGGAUCCUCCCGUGCGCGGAAAACUGAGGUGCAAGGAAUGGGAGGAGGACGGUGAGGUUGAUGGGCAUUGGGACGAGGAAAAGAUCAUGGGUCGCUUCACUUGUCCCAACGGCUUGUUUGGCGGGGAGCUGUGUGUGGGACCCAUCGGCCGGGAGCAUUCAGAUCAGCUUGACGACAACAUGAACGAAGACGUGUGCGGCAGUGCCAUUGGUACCUGGGAUCCGGUUUACCCGGACGAAACUCGCUGGCCACACCAGCCCGGUCCAUAUUACGACGCCGCCUGCAUCAUGACCUCCUACCUCCAGCUCGGUCAGGCCGACCUGGCUGAGGCGCGGGAUUUGAUACGCGAAAGCCGCUGCGUCAUCGAUCCGCGCGUAGAGAAGAGAAGACCGGAGAAAAAGAGUGCGCACGGGAGGGAACUCAACCAAGAAGCCCGUCUUGAACCGGGACUAGGUCGUGGCCGGUGUGCUAUACUACUUGCAGCCAAACGCAAUUCCGCAGGCAAUCCUGUGGCAAGAUUGGAGUCGGGAGACGGAGAGGUUGAGCGCGCUCAAUCAUACGGACAGUGGACGGGUCUGGCUGGAGCCUUGCCCCGUGAUGAUGUGUCUAGUGGAGGACGCCCACUAAGGACCCCCUUGUGGGAUGAAAACACCACCCUAGCCGAACACCUCGAGCGUAAGAUCACACAUUUGAACCGCCAAGUUGAAGCCGUAAAGCAGCUUUGCCCUUCGAUAGCGAUGGAGGCAGCAAGACAGCCCAGCAGCUUGCCACCAGAGUCGAUACGGGAGUCGGUCCUGACUAUCCUGCUGAACACUGGACAGCGGCAAAAGAGUAAGUACCUUCUUGCCUGGCCCCUGACUUCAUACCUACCGCGUGCUGACGAGGCCUGCACAGACGAAAUCGGCCCGCUCCUGGCUAGCCUGAGCCCAAAAGAGCGCCCUUGUCACGGGAUGGACGAGAACAGAAAGAAAAUAAAUUUCAAGAGAGAGUCAGGAUCCCCGCAGACCAUCGCGGUGUAUCAGUACACAAAUGGCAGGUAUAUCGUCGGCGGGUCAAGCGAGCAAUGGGCAUGCUUUUCCACGUUCAAAAAGCACCGCAGGGCUGUGAGAGAAGACAAUAUUGAAAAGGCCCUGGAGCGGCGUCCCUGGUGGUACUGGCGACGGGACCUCGCUAUCCUUUCCGCGGCCUUCAAAGCCGCCAACGGCGAGGUUGGUGGCUGGCAGCACGAGCUCAAAGCAAACAAAGGUUCUAAGAAGCAGGAGUUUCGACUCAAACAGCUUGAUCUCCUGACCCGAGACGAUGCUCCUGUGACCCGCGUUCGGUUGCCUGGCAAAAUGACCGCGUUCGACAUUACAGGCGAACUCAAGGCGCCAUGUCUGAGUUGCGAGACUCGGUUCGACGUGGGAGCCCUGCUCGAGGGCGCGGCAGCUCCCUUGCAUGUGAACGCCAACGAGGCCCUCGCGUGUGCAGAGGUGGUGUGUGUAGCAAAGCUCAUCAACCGCAAUUGA